Molecule: messenger RNA, 2682 nt
Organism: Lachancea mirantina
Lineage: Eukaryota; Fungi; Ascomycota; Saccharomycetes; Saccharomycetales; Saccharomycetaceae
Source: the annotation of a GenBank genome assembly
AUGCCAGAUACGAAUGGCACCGGAGAUAACUAUCGGAAUGGAGAUAGCCCAUUGAGUCAGACGGAUUCAGAUUCUAGUCGAAAAGACAAAGGCUGUACGUUAAGAGAUGAUGUUGUUGGAGAUGAACAAACUUGUCAAGAGGAGUUGUUGAAUAAAGAGGAAGAAGAAAGUGAUGAUGAUGAUGAUGAUGAUGAUGAUGAUGAUGAUGACGAUGAUGGUGAUGACGAUGACGAUGUAGAGCCCCCGAUAUUGAAUUAUUCUAGAAUCAAACAACUUCCGCAGGGGUUUUUGAAAAGAGACACAAUCUCAGCAUGUACAUUUCAUGAACAAGUUUUCAUAUUUGCUACUCAUGGGGGUUUCUUGAUGCUACUUAAGCCUGAUUUCGAACUUAUAAGAACUUUCAAAUGUCAUAGGGCUUCUGUUACGUCUGUUUUCACUAAUGGAGAGUAUUUUGCUUCGUCUUCUAUCGAUGGCACAGUCGUCAUUGGUUCUAUCGCUAACAGGUCUGAUAUCAUCGCGUGCGACUUCAAACGUCCAGUACAUGCUGUAGUAUUGGAUUACAACUAUGGAUCUUCCAAAACGUUUGUUUCCGGUGGAAUGGCAGGUGAAAUUGUCUUAUCGCAGAGAAAUUGGCUUGGAAACAGAGUUGACAUUCCAAUUGAACGUAGAAAUGGUCCCAUUGUUGGAAUUUAUUCAAUUGAUGAUGUUAUAUUUUGGAUGAAUGAUGCGGGUAUUUCAUUCUAUAGUGUCAACUCCAGAGCGGUUCUUCUGAAAGUUCCUUACCCAAAGGAGCAGGAUGGAAUACGGCCAGACCUCUACUGGCCAUCAGUACAUUUCCCAGAAACGGAUCGAAUCUUGAUUGCUUGGGGCACCCAUAUUUGGUCCUUCAAGAUUUCUCUAACUAGAGGUUUGAAUCCAAACAAUAAUCUGGCUUCCAUACUCUCCAGUGCGGCUUCAAGCUUGAGGGCUGCUCCAGAUAAAAAAGUCGAAGAAGAGCAUUAUUUGAAGCUGAACUUUAUGAUUUCUGGAGCGGUUUCUUUCAGAGACGACCAAAUUCUUUGUCUAGAAGUUCCCGAUUCGCGAGAGACAAACUCAAGGUCUAGCCCACCUCAACUCAAGCUUGUUGAUAUGCUAACCGGUGAGGAACUUCAUGAUGAUGAGGUCCUUUCGAAGAAUUAUGAAAGUUUAGGCCCCAAUGAUUACCAUUUAGGUAAAUACAUUGGCAGAGAUCGGGCAAGUUACUUUAUGGUGAGUUCUAGCGAUGUGAUAUCAGCACAUGAGCUCUCGUUACAGGAGCGAUUUGAGUGGUAUAUGGACAACGAGAAAUAUUUACACGCAUGGAAAAUAGGAAGCUUUGCAGUUGACAAGCAUCAGAGACUAGACGCUGGACUACGUCAUAUUGGGAUCCUUUUCUCGCGGCAUGAUUGGGAUACCGCUUUAAUGGAUAUUAAAACUGUCUUUGCGGGAACCAAUCUGGAAAAUGAGGAUGAUGCGUUCAAAAACCAAGUGAUAAAUCGCUGGACGGAAUGCCUUCAAGUUCUUGUCGAAAAUGAAAAAUUAAAUGAAGUUGCGGCCGUGGUCCCUCAAGCUCCUCAAUUAAAAAAACAACUUUACGAUACGAUACUGGCCAAGUUCUUAGAAAAGAAGCAACUUGCUCUUUUUUCUCACUACCUUCAUUCAUGGCCGGUGGCUCUCAUAUCAUCCGGUUACAUCGAGCACUUAUUGGAACAAAGGUUGGCUAACCAUCAAGAAAGUUCGAACGUCAAACUGCGUAACGAGUUGGUUUUUUUACUUCUCGAGGACAGGAAAUUCAUGAAGGCAAUACCAAAUCUGUUAAUAUUGAAGGAUGAGCGAGUCCUUGAUAUUUUACUCUCACACAACAUUAUAUCAACUUUUGUCGAUCAACUAAAGGAAAUUGUUAUGCUUCCAUUUUAUGGAUCUGUUAAGGAUCUUGAGCGGCUUCCUAUCGAUGAUGUCGAGCGUAUUUUUGAGAAACCCAUGAAACUUCUGAUAGAGUCUCGCCACAUGAUCCCCGUACAACAGGUGAUCGAUGUUUUCUCGAAACCGCCACAGCUAAAAGUCCUCGUUUUUUUGUUUCUCAAGAAGCUCUCGAACAAGGAGCCCUUGAUGAUCGCACCCAUUGAGGACACCUUAUUGGAGCUUUACUUCGAGUAUGACCGCGAGGACUUCCUUCAUUUCCUUAAAACGAAAUAUAACUACAAAAUUGACAAGGCAAUAGAGCUCUGUGCCUCUGAUGACAAAUGCUACAAUGAAUUGAUCUAUUUGUGGGGCAGAAAGGGGGAAAAUGAGAAGGCGCUGACUCUUAUAAUUGACAAAUUGCAAAACCCUCAUCUGGCAAUCGACUACGUCAAAAACUCCACUGAUAAAAGUCUGUGGAGUUUUUUGAUUUCCUACAGCAUGGACAAACCGAAAUUUAUCAAAGCGCUCUUAGCGACAUAUGAUGACCUGCAGGGGUCUUACGUUGAGAUCAUAAGUACAGUGCCUGAUGAUAUGGAGAUUGAUGAUUUGAAGCCGCUUGUUGAAAAUGUUUGUGAGGAAAGCUGGCUGAGCCUAAAAGUUGGCUCUGGAGUUUCAAAGAUCAUUGAUGAUGAGACCAAUGAAAUUGCAGUUCAAUUCUUGAAACUUAGAGAUCUUGGCAAGGCCUUUGAUAUGCCAGGAUAA